AUGAAAAACAGAGGAGCUUUAGUUGGAGAAAGGGCGAAGGCAUUAUCAAGUAAGCCUGUUAUAAGUGGUCGUUCUCUUGCUACCGGAAGCUUGAUAGCGAUAAUAUACAGUUCUACCCCUAAUUGGAUUGCGCCUUUGAGCGCUGUUGGUGAUUUUGAAGCUUGCUUCAUGGCAAUAGGCGUCCAUAAGCAUAGUAAAUGUGGUGUUAUUGCUGGUGACACACUGAUACAACUGUAUCACAAUUUCAUCACUGAUUUUGAGAAAAAGAUCAAUCUUCUGAAGCUUGCUCAUUUUGCAGUAAUUGUUUCUCGGCAAUACUCAGAGAAAGAAGCUGCAAUAGGUUACCUGGAAGGAGUAGUUGAGAAACUUCUAAAUACUAAAGAGAUGAGCAUAGAAGAGCCGAUACUGUAUAUUAAGUUGCAGAUAGCCCUAUUUAAGCUUGAGCAGGGGGAUCAAAAAGAGUGCAACAAGCUUUUAGAACUGGGGAAGAUUACACUUGACUGCAUGACUGAUAUUGACCCCUCUGUUUAUGCCAGCUUAUAUUGGGUUUCAUCUCAGUAUCAUAAAGCUCGGCAAGAGUUUGUAGAGUUCUAUAAAAAUGCUCUCCUGUGUCUUGCAUACACUUCAGUGGACUCUCUUUCGGAGUCAUUCAAGCUGGAUUUGGCAUUUGAUUUGUCUUUGUCAGCACUACUGGGAGACAACGUAUACAACUUCAGAGAACUGCUUGCUCCCCCAAUUAAUGAGAAAAUGCUUCUGGAGAAGAUCAACAUUCUCUGCUUGAUGGAGAUCAUCUUCAGUCGCCCGGCAGAGGAUAGAACUAUUCCAUUGAGUGCCCUUGCAGAGCGCACUAAGCUUAGCGUGGAAAAUGUAGAGUAUCUCCUAAUGAAGAGCCUCUCUGUGCAUCUGAUUGAGGGAAUAAUGGAUCAAGUGGAAGGGACUGUUCAUGUAUGUAACGACCCCACUAGUCGUUUUGAGCAUUUGCACUUCGCUCGGUAGUUUGAGGGUACGAGUAUCUCCGCAUGAUAUAUUAUGACUUGUGUGAAUCGUCAGUUUUGGUUUUCAAGUUAUUCGGAAUCGAUUUGGAAGAAUGAACUUCAAAAUUGAAGCUUUAAGUUGGAAGAGUUGACCAAAUUUGAUAUUUUAGCAUUUGACCUAGCAUUGGAGUUUCGAUGAUUCCGUUAGGUCCGGAUGGUGAUUUUGGACUCGACGUAUGCCCGGACUUGUAUUUGGAUAUUUC
This is a messenger RNA of Nicotiana tabacum (common tobacco), 1237 nucleotides long. NCBI's taxonomy places the organism in Eukaryota, Viridiplantae, Streptophyta, Magnoliopsida, Solanales, Solanaceae. The record is from RefSeq and is a predicted model, not a curated record.